Messenger RNA from Gadus morhua (Atlantic cod), 1924 nucleotides. It is a transcript of the gene hoxa3a, whose product is annotated as homeobox A3a. The transcript has 5 exons. Gene Ontology annotation, biological process: anterior/posterior pattern specification; embryonic skeletal system morphogenesis; regulation of transcription by RNA polymerase II. The coding region runs from base 656 to 1924 and encodes 422 amino acids. Gene Ontology annotation, molecular function: RNA polymerase II cis-regulatory region sequence-specific DNA binding; DNA-binding transcription factor activity, RNA polymerase II-specific. The record is from RefSeq and is a predicted model, not a curated record. Gene Ontology annotation, cellular component: nucleus. Lineage: Eukaryota; Metazoa; Chordata; Actinopteri; Gadiformes; Gadidae.
UUUGACCGUCCCAGUCAUGCACGGAGUUUGAUUCUUUGAAGUCCCAACGUUUUAUUAUGUUUGACAUCAUUUGGACCAUCCUCCCUUUAAAAGGUUGACGAUUUUAUCGGGAAACAAAGAAGAGCCCAGCGGACAGUGCUGGGACUAGAGUUUGGACUAAAUCGAGAAGGCAUUAUCAUCAUUAUCUCGGAGUUUUGGAACAACAUGGGAACGGAGCCGGGCGCGUCUUUACGCCCGGAGAGCAUUCGGAUCCGUCAAGCGGUCAAGGGACUAGGCGGGUGCGUCACCGGGCAGCUUCUUGUCACCACGCGAGUGUACCUGCUAAUUCACUCAACACAUCUGGGCCGGUUGCAAGCGUGACAAGACACCGUAUCAAGGCUGUAAGUGUUGCUUGACCGUUUCACCACUUGCCUUGCUCACAGUGGUGACUCAAGAUGGACCAGAGGCGCGCAAGGAGAAGGAACAUUUCUCACGACCACUGUCGAGGUGAACGCAGAAGGCCUUGGUACGGUCGUUCAGAGAGCCUGCUUAGCUGCUGGUUCACCCGAGGAGGCCAUUGGCGAAGAGGCGUCACGUGAUCAGAGGGUGCCAAUGUUAUUCUACAAGGGUGUCAAGACCCUGUCAGUUUCUGAAAUAAAUAUUGGGAAACGGCGAGAUGCAAAAGGCAACCUACUACGACAGCUCCGCAAUUUACACUGGCUUCCCGUAUCAAAGCGCAAAUGGCUUCAGUUAUGAUGCCAAUCAAGUCCAAUAUCCCCGGGCUUCUCAUGUGGAAAGUGAGUACCAUCGACCUGCAUGCUCCCUGCAGUCUCCCGACGGCUCCGUGGCCUUGCAGAAGCAGGGGGAGAUGGCAGAGAGCUGUGACAGAACCUCCGCCAUUCAGGCGGCACAGUCCACGGUACAUCCCGAAAGCAAUCAAGCACAGGUGUCGGUGUCAGGGCCUCCUCCUCCCCCUCCUCCUCCACAAUCUCCCGACGCUGUCGCCCAAAACACGAGCAACGGGUCCAACCAGCCGGCUUGUGUAAAGAAUGGUUCGCCGACGUCAUCGGCACGCAGCAAGCAAAUCUUUCCCUGGAUGAAGGAAUCCCGCCAGAACACCAAGCAGAAACCCACCAGUAGCACCAGUUCAGUUGAGAGUUGCCCCGGAGACAAGAGUCCACCGGGGUCGGCGGCGUCGAAGAGGGCGCGGACAGCUUACACGAGCGCCCAGCUGGUGGAGCUCGAGAAGGAGUUCCACUUCAACCGCUAUCUCUGCCGGCCGCGAAGGGUGGAGAUGGCCAACUUGCUGAGCCUCACCGAGAGACAAAUUAAAAUUUGGUUCCAGAACCGUCGGAUGAAAUACAAGAAGGAUCAGAAGGGGGUUGGGAUGAUGCCCUCCCCUGGCGGCCAGUCCCCGCGCAGCCCCGGGGGGCCAGGUUCCGCGAAUGGCGGAGGAGGAGGAUACCUCAACUCUAUGCAUUCUCUUGUCAACAGUGUUCCUUAUGAAUCCCAGUCGCCGACGUCGUACAACAAACCCCACCAAAAUGCGUACGGUAUUGCGACGUCAUAUCCCCCUCCGUUGAACAGCUCUCUGAACAACUGCCCGCCCUCCCAGAAGAGGUAUGCUGGGACGGACUCGGCCACGCCCGAGUAUGACGCGCACCCUCUCCAAGGCAAUGGCAACUACGGGACGCACAUGCAGAGCAGCCCUGUUUAUGUUGGCGGAGGCUACAUCGAUUCAAUAGCCAACUCUGGGCCCUCCGUGUUCGGUCUGACGCAUCUCUCGCACCCGCCGUCCGCAAACAUGGACUAUAACGGAGCAAUCACAAUGGGCACCAACAGUCACCACCACGGAGUGUGUGAUCCGAACCCGACGUACACAGACCUUACGCCGCACUAUUCUCAGGGAAGAAUUCAGGAAGCGCCCAAACUGACGCAUCUGUAG